Symbiodinium pilosum is the source of this 186-nucleotide messenger RNA. NCBI's taxonomy places the organism in Eukaryota, Dinophyceae, Suessiales, Symbiodiniaceae. The record is from the annotation of a GenBank genome assembly.
AUGGAAGCGUGGAUCAAGAUGCGGAGUUCUCAGUCGCUGAUUCUCCAACUAGUGGUAAUCUCGACGCCAAAGGGCGGGCGAGCUUCUGAUAUUGACUUUGCAUCGCUCAUCUGUGGAGCCAAGAUGGCCGAUGUAUGUGAGGACGAGGAGUUGGAUGGCGAACGUGAUGAGGAGGAAGAACUUUGA